This is a messenger RNA of Poecilia reticulata (guppy), 1325 nucleotides long. Its product is annotated as actin nucleation-promoting factor WASL. Gene Ontology annotation, biological process: actin filament organization. The record is from RefSeq and is a predicted model, not a curated record. Lineage: Eukaryota; Metazoa; Chordata; Actinopteri; Cyprinodontiformes; Poeciliidae.
CAUUUAGAAAGGACGCAAGGAGAAGCUCGAGGCAGCUGAGCUGAGCAGGAGACCAUGGCGCUCAGUCACAUCCUCCAGUCUCAUAUAAUGAGCGACCUGCUGACGAUCCGUGAGAAAGGCAUCCUCGUUCGUCUGCUGGAACCGCACUGCAAGUUGGUCAAAACUACGGUAGCCCAGAUACUCCAGGCCAGUGAUUCUGAGGGUGAGAGCCGGAGCUGGCAUCGUGUGGACUGCGGUGUGGUCUGCCUCGUCGAGGACACGUCUCUGCAGUCCUUCUUCCUGCGUCUCUACUGCGUCAAGCGUGCCAAGUUACUGUGGGAGCAGGAACUGUACAUUCCUUUCAAAUACGCUGCGAGUCGAGCAUACUUCCAUACUUUCCCUGGAGAAGUCCGCCAGGUCGGCCUCAACUUUGCAAACGAGUCCGAGGCCGAGGAGUUUCAGUCUGCAGUGGAGGAUGUUCAAGAAAAGAUGACAGCCAUGAUUGGGAAGACAAAAACUGAAGAAAAGAUCAUCUCAACAAGCAAGCCACUUGAUUUGAAGGAAGAAAAUGAGGAUAGUUUGUACGAAGAGCCAAGUUGCUUCCCACCGGUUCCAGCCUCUCCAACUUUGUUCUCAGGUCUGGAUCCUGAUAUGAAGAAACUGUUGAUGGAGGCAAGGCUGAGCGAGGAAGACCUUAAAAACAAAGACGUUGCUGAAGUUGUCGACUGCAUCAUUAACCAAUUUGGAGGACUGAAAGCUGUGCAAAAAGAGCUGAAGAAGAAAAGCACAGUUUCACAGACUUUACCGAGAUCUGCAGGGGCGUCCAUUUCCCUGGCUUUGCAGAAAGGACCCCUACCACCGGUGCCCUCAGCCCAAAACGCUGAGCAGACAACAGAUAACACAACCGGAACAGGUGACAGUCCUGCUGCUCCCGGACCUGGAAUAUUAAGAAGAAGUGCCAGUUUUAAAGAUGUGGGCUCGCCAGCAGAACUACAAAAAAGCGAUCUCAUCUUGAAAGCACUUAGAGAAGUAUUCAGUCAAAAGCAGAUGCUCCGGCAAACCUCAAGACAAUUUCAAGAUUAGGACUCAAGGAAGAAAAAAGAAAAACAUUGAGGAAGACAAGUAGACGGUGGAGCAGCAGAUGCAUUAAGAUACGCGAGUUUUGCAAUAUAUGAUUUUUGUUGUUCUCCAAAGUCAUUAAUGCAGCAGCCAGAAAGUUCUGGAGGUAACAGACUUGAAGUGAAAGUGAUGAUCACCUGCAACUCAGUAAACUUAAAUGUCUUUAAACUUAAAGAUCACCAGCAAGUUUCCAGAGAAGCUUUCAAAUAAAAACAUGCAGAAAUGAU